Molecule: messenger RNA, 3334 nt
Organism: Danio rerio (zebrafish)
Lineage: Eukaryota; Metazoa; Chordata; Actinopteri; Cypriniformes; Danionidae
Source: RefSeq, a predicted model, not a curated record
CUGCAUCUCGUGGUCGUACCUUCAGUGUGCUCGUCGGAGUUAGAGCCCGCAGCGUUUAGUUUCUUCAUCAUAAAUUAGUGUAUUUUCUGGAGCGUCACACACAUCUCAAACAUCACAGCUAAGCAGUGUAAAAGAUAGUUUAUUGCUCGCUGGUGUUUAGGUGUGUGUGUUUGCGCGUGUCUGUGGUGUGAUGGCGUGUUAGUUGUGCUGCAGUGUGAUUGGUCAGUUGUCUGUGCCCUCAUGGUGCGGUUGUUAAGGGCGGUGCGCAGAUCCGCUGCUGCGCUGCUCUGGAGAGCCGAUAAACCCAAUAAUAAUACCGCUGGAGAAGCUCAGACUGCGGCUUUUUCUGCUCCACAACACAGUCAGGUCAGACGGUUUACUUCACCUGUAAGGAUGCCGGAGGUUAACAUGGAUAAUCUGGAUGAAAAGCAAGUGCAGUUGCUUGCUGAAAUGUGCAUCCUGAUAGAUGAGAAUGACAAAAAGAUUGGAGCAGACAGCAAGAAAAACUGCCAUCUCAACUCAAACAUCGAUAAAGGUUUAUUGCAUCGAGCGUUCAGUGUUUUCCUGUUUAACAGUGAGGAAAAGCUGCUCCUUCAGCAAAGAUCUGAUGCCAAAAUCACUUUUCCAGGCUGUUUUACCAACACUUGCUGUAGUCACCCUUUACACACUACCAGUGAACUGGAGGAGCAGGACGCCAUCGGCGUCCGACGUGCCGCUCAGAGACGCCUGCAAGCCGAGCUUGGCAUUCCCAUGGACCAGGUUCUUCCAGAGGAGAUGACCUACCUGACCCGCAUCCAUUAUAAAGCCCAGUCAGAUGGCGUUUGGGGCGAACACGAGAUCGACUACAUCAUCUUCAUGCAGAAAGACGUAGAUCUGAAUCCAGACCCCAACGAGAUCCAGAGCCACUGCUACGUGUCCAAAGAAGAGCUGAAGGAGAUCCUGGAGAAAGCCAAGAGGAAAGAGCUGCUGAUCACGCCCUGGUUCAGCCUCAUCGCUGAAACCUUCCUCUUCAAAUGGUGGGAAAACCUCAGAAACCUCAAACCAUUCAUCGAGCACGACAGAAUCCACCGCAUGUAGGACACUAAUGGACACUGCUGACUUACUAAUGGACACUUAAAGGGGUAGUACACCCAAAAUAAAUAUGUACUCAGUAUUUACUCUCCCUCAAGUUGUUCAAGACCUUUAUCAGUUUCUUUAUUCAGUUAAACACUACAUUAGUAUGUUGGAAACCUUUAACCAUUGACUUCCAUUGUAAGGAAAAUAAACAAUUCUAUGGAAGUCAAUGGUUACAGGUUUUCAGCUUUCUUCAAAAUAUCCUCUUUUGUGUUUGACAGCGGAAAGAAACGCAAACAGGUUUGGAACAAGUGAAGGGUGAGUGAAUGAUGACUGAACUUAACAUUUUUGGGUUCUUGUGUCCUGUGGAACACUAAAGAAGAUAUUUUGAAGAAAGCUGAAAACCGGUAACCAUUGACUUACAUAGUACUAGAAACAAAUACUAUAGAAGUCCGUGGUUCUUCAAAAUAUCAUCUUGUGUGUUUGACAGAAGAGAAAAAACUCUUAUAGGUUUGAAACAAGUAAAGGGUGAGUAAAUGAUUGAGUGAAUGAUGACAGAAAAUAUUUGGGUGAACUAUCCCUUUAAUAGGCCACUCCAUCAUAAGGAAAAGACUGAUUGUUUUGAUCCUGAGGAGUCUUUCUGAGACAAUCUGAGAGGUUUACUUAGUGUUAUUUUUUUUCUUCUUAUAUGUUGAUUCGAACUUAAUUACAACUCGUAUUACAAGUUGAUGGAAGAAAAUGUAACUAUUUAAAGAGACAGUUCACCUAAAACUGAAAAUUCUGUCAUUUACUCACACUUUAAUUAUUUCUUUUUUCUGUCAAACACAAAAGAAGAUGUUUUGAAGAACGCUGACAACCAGUAACCAUUGACUUCAAUAGUAGGAAAAACAAAAAUUAUUGAAUCAGUCUGUAACCAUUAAUGAUUACGUCAUUGGUUACAGGUUUUCAGCUUUCUUCAAAUUGUCUUUUGUUUUUGACAGAAGAAAGAAACUCAUAAAGGUUUGGAACAAGUAAAGGGUGAGUAAAUGAUGACAGAAUCGUUCAAUUUUGGGUGAACUAUUCCUUUAAUAGGCCACUCCAUUACAAGGAAAAAAAGACUUUGUUUUGAUUCUGAGGAGUCUUGGGACAAUCUCAGAGUCUAUUUAGUGUUAAAGAUCUUGUUAGGUGUUGAUUAGAACUUUAUUACAACUCACCCAUUAUUUUUUGCAAUACUUUUUUAGUUUCUUUUAUCUGUCAAACACAUAAGAAGAUAUUUUGAAGAAUGCUGAAAGCCUGUAACCAUUGACUUUCAUUGUAGGAAAAAGAAACAUUCUAUGGAAGUUUUAGCUUUUUUCAAAAUAUCUUCUUCAGUGUUUGACAGAGGAAAUAAUCUCAAACAGGUUUGGAGCAAAUAAAGGGUGAGUGAUGAUGACAGAAUUAAAACAAAUUUGGGUUCCUUCUGUUCUGUUGAACACUAAAGAAGAUAAUUUGAAGAAAGUUGAAAACCGGUAACCAUUGACUGUCAUAGAAUGUUUUCUUUCCUACUAUCGAAGUCAAUAAUUACAAGCUUUCAGCAUUCUACAAAAUAUCUUCUGUUGUGUUUGACAGAAGAAAGAAACUCAUAAAGGUUUAAAACAAGUAAAGGGUGAGUAAACGAUUGAGUGAAUGAUGACAGAAUGCAAUUAUUUUUGGUGAACUAUUCCUUUAAUAGGCCGCUCUAUUACAAGAAAAAAGAAAAGACUGAAUGUUUUGAUCCUAAGGAGUCUUUGAUCAAUCUGAGAGUCUAUUUAGUGUUUAUUACAACUCGUAUUACACGUGUAUUACAAAGUGAUGGAAAAAAAUGUAAGUAUUUACAGAGGCAGUUCACCCAGAACUGAAAUUUCUGCAAUUUACUCACCCUUUAUUUGUCAAUUCAUUUUUUUGAGUUUCUUUUAUUGAAUUUUAUGAAGAAUGCUGAAAAUCUGACUUCAAUAGCAAUCGUUUUUUCCUACUAUGGAUGUCGAUGGUUACAGGUUUUCAGCUUUCUUCAAAAUAUAUUCAGUUUUUUUGACAGAAGAAAGAAACUCAAAACGGUUUACCAUCACUUGAUGGUGAGUACAUUUAAUUUUUGGGGGUGUACUAUCCCUUUAAGGAGGUUUUACUAACUAACAUUUUGUCCAUUGUGUGUGAAGUGCCUAGUUUCAUAUCAGAGACUAUGCAUAUGGAAGAAUGUUUCGUGUAGAUAAAACUAUCAGGGCUUAUUAUGAAGUUUACAGUUGUGUUGAUUUUUAGAGAACUACAAUAAAAUGUGAUUUCCUUAUAC